UCACCUCCGUCCCCCUUCCCCUCAAUUCCGUUGUCUUUGUGGUUGUGCGCGGAGAUGACACAUUCCAGUAAACAUGGCAGGUGGAUGCUCGACUAAUGUUUUUAUAUAUUUGUUUAUUGUGAUCUCAUUAAUUUCGUCAUCUUGGUCGUACCUUGAAUAUAACCUAGAGAAUAGCAAAGUAUGUUCUAUGAUACGUAAGAGAGAGUUAACUUUGCUGAAGGAAAAUGAAAACUCUGGAAUAAUCUUGAAAGAACUUCGCUAUUUUGACAAUUGGUCUGGACCAUAUCCAUUUAUCUGCAACUUUACGGUCAAGGCACCUUGGGGACAUGGCAUUAUAGCAGUCAUUCAAAAUUUAAAUCUCCGUAAAAAUGAAUCUACUGAUGAAUGCAUCGACUAUGUGCAGUUUCAGAAACGAACUUUGUCACCAUUAAUGUUUUUCAAGUCAGAUUUCAUAAAAAGCACACAGUAUUGUGGAAAAGUCAACUCAAUCCGUGAUCCAGAUGAUGAUGAUGAAGAUACGGAAGAAAGAUUUAGAUAUGCACACAACGCAUUUGUUGAUGAAAAGGGCCAACUGGAUGUCACUAUUUCUGUAGCUGGCCAACGUCUGCUGCAAUCUCAAAAACUCGAUAUUGCGAUUACAUUUACUGCAUAUAAGAAUUGCAAGCAUGGUGACCAAGAUGGGCUGAAGGAAUGUAAAGAGGGGAGUGGCAUAUGCAUUUGGGAAGGUUUCUUCGAUGACAAAAAUGUCAAUUGUCCAUAUGAUGAUUGUUAUGAUGAAAGUGGCUGUCCAGUAAUUUCGUCAGGUGGAAAGAAACAGAGCUCUGGACUUGGAACCAAAGUCACUAUUGGAGCAGUGGUGCUCAUUCUUGGGCUCCUCCUCCUUUUCAUGUUAUGCCUCUUUGUUUGUCGCCGGUGCCAAGUGUUGUGCUGGUCGGGUCCUCCUGCUCCCAGACCUCAGCGUUCAAUACCUCAAUCGGUUCGUGUUGAAAUGAUGACAACGUCUGGCACAAGCGGAGACACUACCAGGCACGCUCAACCUACAGCACCACCUUUGUUACCACUCUCACAAACAGCGUCACCAGUUCAUGAAGAUAAGGACCUCCCUCCACCCUAUGAAUCCCUGUUUCCAUCAAGAUGAAAAACAACAACAAAAAACAACAAAAAAGAGUUAUAUUUUAGGUUAUAAAAUUAAUGAUCCCAGUGUUUAAUCCGUACUUUUGUCGAAUAUUUCUGCCCUUGGGAUGUGUAAGUCUUGUGAUCAUAUCAAAACUGUUCAAAACUUCUCAAAGUUACUACUUAUGUGCAUUUAUUCACAUCAUGGGAACUCAAUGGAUUCAUUGUGGAACUUCCCUAAGAUGUAAAGAUAAUAUAAGCUAUGUUUGGCUUAUUUGAAAGAGAAUCUAUUGCUUGAGGAAUUUGUGCCUAACUUAUUUUUGUAUGGGAUUUUUACAACAUUUUUUGUAAUGUUUCAAGAUUGAAAUUGAAUUUCUUUAUUUUUGUAGAAAAAUAUUAUUUUCAAUGUUAUUUGAAAGUUUUUUGGUGCAUUUAUAAAAAAUUUUCUUGCGGGAUCAUUUACCAGUGCCAACUUAUACCAGUUGACGAUGAACCAAUAAGAGACCAAGUUUAAUACUCAUUCAAAAUUAAUCUGUUGAACUGAAAUAAAAUCUUUCAUGUAAUCAAUCAAUUAAUCAUAUGCAUCUAUGUGAAUCAACUUUGUACAGUGUAAACUAGAGAAUGCUUAUUUUAAGAUUCAGAAAUAGAUAGUUCUUAGAAUCUUAGUACUAAGAGCAGGUCCUAAUUGAGAGUGUCUCUUGGAUUGAUACUCUUGGGACUUUUUGAAAUUAUGUUGAGCUGUAAAGCCGGAGGACUGAACUCUUAGUUUAUAUGACUAUUUUAUUUUUGUCUAUGUUAUCAACAUUGUGGACCAUUUCCAACUUGGAAAGAUUCUUGUUGUCAAUUGAUGGUACGAUCUCUGCUGCCAUUCCCUUUGUAAUUGAAUUUGUAUUAUUUGUUUUUAAAUUUAAUUUAGUUUGAAUCCACACCAUUCUAGUUUAUUUGCUGCUUAUUAAUGUGACUCAUCAACCUUAUGAAGUCUAAUUAUCAGCCUCCCUCCUUGUUUCUCCUCCAAACCUGUUUCUACUGCAAAAUAUUAAAUGCAGGAUGGUUUGUAUGAGCCUUUUGUAAUGUUUUAAAAAGUGUGUGGCAAGUUGGACUUUAUUUUGUGUUUUGUUUUUUUGUUUUGUUUCAUCUUGUGUCUUCUAAUGAUGGAGCAGCCAUGAGCUGUACAUUCUGCCGUCGUCUUUCGGCACUGGCCUCUAAGUGCAAACAACAGGCCUGUUUUUAUCUCUCCUGGAUCAGCUCUCGAAGAGCAUCUAGAAUUUAUUUCAAUUGUUUAAUGAUACAGUAUUUCUGACUCAAACGUCAGCAUGAUUUUUAACAUGAUUUAUCUCAUUUAUUUUGAUUUUUGAUUGAAUUUUGAAAAUAGCACUGUUACUUGUGUAAAAUAUAGCUGGAACGAGUAUUGUGCUUGGCUGAUAACUCUGUAUGUAGUGCAUUGUUUAUAAUCAUAUUGUUUCCUGAAUUGCUUCAUGUUGGUGUAGUAUUUCAUUUAUGUAACUCUUGUAUUCAGUUAUAUACUAGUCGCGCUUGUAAACUUCCUUCUAAGGGAGGUUCUUCUCUGUUGCAUUUGUCUCCAUGGCAAGGUUUGGGUUUUGAAUGAAUGUUUAAAGUACCCUUGAUGAGAACCGCUCCUGAACUACUUGAUGAACUUUUGUCCACCGCCGCCGGGAUAGGGCCAGGAUCAAAUGUGGACUGCUCCAUAUUUCUUAAACGGGUACUGUGGUUUAUGAAUGAAAUCCUGCUUAAAUUUAAGAUCUGUGGUAUUUUAAAUGGCUCGCUUUGCUCUUGGAUUCAUGUACCUUCAAAUAGAGUGUUACUCAAAAUUUUGUGCUACAGUUAAGCUUGAUCUUGUACCAAACAGGUUUUACUCUUUGUCAAAUCUGCAUGUUUCCACAGUCAGGUCAAAACCCAUUUUCUUUGUCAUUUCAGUAUUAUAUUGUAUGUGGGAUAGGGUGGAUCUUAAUUUCAGAUUUUAGACCCCCCUUUUUUGUUGGUUAUAUUGGAAGGGAAGGGCUUAAAGCUAGGCCUUCUUGGCCAAAAUUGUGUUGCUGCCAAACUAGAUAUGAUAUGAAAACAGCUUGGGUCUUAACAAUGAUUCUUAGCUUGUAGGAACAGUAAUGUACUCUGCAUCUCUUGAGACCUCACGCAUUCUGAUAUCACAUCUAGUGAUACAAAAGAAUCUUCCUUGAGACGCCAGAUUGAAAAUUUAAAAAAAAGAGGGGUCAGAAAUUAAGAUCCACUCUGAUGUGGGAGCCUGUAACCUGUAUUUUUAUUGCACAUGUAAGAUUAUUCAAAAUAGUAUUCAAUUAGGCUUGACAAGAAUUUGUGUUAUUUGAUUAUUGGUUGGGCUUUAAUCAAUCUAAGUGUCCCUCAUUCUAUAAUUAGUAGUUUGUUCACAUUUAGAGCAAACAGUAUUUUCUUUUGUUCAUCUCCAGAUUUUCUUUAGUGUUCCUCUUCAUCAUCGAAACAAUUUGUGAACUGGGUAUUCUGUAAAAUAUAUAGAUCGAGUUUCAUAUUGUUUUAAAUACAUAGAAUGGCUUGUGGUGCUCAAAAAGUUUUCAAAGACUUGUUACGGGAACACUCUGUUUAAUAUUGUUCAUCUUGGACCACUUUUUGAUAUAUGUGCUCACUUUUUUCCUAUUCACAUGAUUAUGUUAUUGUCUACAACUUCAAUCUCAUCGUUUGAAUUUGUUUGAUCUGAAUUGUUAUCACUUUGAAUAUUAUUGAUCUGAAUUGCAUAUGAUGUCUCUUUACUGCUUAUUUUUGUCAAAUUUUCUAUUGUAAACUUGAUCUGAACCUGUUAUUUUUUUUACUUCAAAUGAAAUGCCCUUUCUUAUUGAACUUGAACAAAUACAAAUGUAAAUUUUUUUGUGAGCGUCUUAAGUAUGCCACUUAUAUAUUCUGUGAUUUCUUAACUUUGUAAGUUAGUGUUUAUUUGGAGAUGUAUGCAAUGUUAUAUGUGUCAAAUAUAUUUGUGUGAUUUUCA
This is a messenger RNA of Thrips palmi, 4105 nucleotides long. RefSeq lists its product as uncharacterized. The coding region runs from base 74 to 1138 and encodes 354 amino acids. The transcript has 5 exons. The record is from RefSeq and is a predicted model, not a curated record. Lineage: Eukaryota; Metazoa; Arthropoda; Insecta; Thysanoptera; Thripidae.